AUGAAUGGAUCCACAGUCUUCACCUUCGAUAUGUCACGCAAGUCCAACGUAAUCAAGUCAGACUGGUAUCAAACAGUCCGAGAUUCAGCUGGUGGCUUCGAGAGCACCUUCACAGCCAGGGAGAAAAACCGACAUGCGAUCAAACGUCGACUAUUGUCUCAUGCAUUCUCUGAAAAAGCGUUGAAGAAUUAUGAGCCGAGGAUCUGUAAUCUCAUCGAUUCAUGGAUAGAGUGUCUUGGUGCUGAGGCAGAAAAGGAUGAUGGAUGUGUUGAUCUGGGAGAGUGGUGCAAUUACUUGAUCUUUGAUAUCCUGGGGGACCUAGGAUAUGGGCAAUCUUUUGAACUCACAGCAAAAAAGGAGAAUCGUUCAAUUGUUGGACUUGUUCCUAAAGCCACAGCAGGCUGGACAUCUCUGGGCUACCACCCUUUCACCAAGAUUUUGCGAUGGAUUAUUUUCAAGACAAGACUAGGUUCCAUACUAGGAGGCCAAUCGUUCCACGACAACGCCCGAUUCCGAGACUUCUGCCUCCAGAAACUAGAAGCCCGACGCCAGGCCUGGACCCAAGAUACCUCCAACGAAAAGCGAAGCACAGACAUGUUCGAAUACCUCCUUAACGGUCGCGACCCAGAGACAGGCCAAAGCUACACAAUCGGUGACCUAGCCUGCGAAAGCGUCCUCCUGAUGGUAGCAGGUUCACAAUCAACAUCAGGCGCUCUAUCCGCAACAUUCUUCUAUCUAGCGCACCACCCAUCAGCCCUCUCAAAAUCACGACACGAAAUCCACAACACCUUCCCACACCCUAGCACAAUUCACUACACCCAUGGCAACCCACUCGUAACCCUCCCCUACCUACGCGCCUGCAUCGAUGAAAGCCUUCGCCUCUCACCCCCAACACCAGGCCACCUGCCGCGGGAGAUCGUGGGCGAGGGACUUGUUAUCGAUGGAUGUACGUUCCCGCCGGGCACAAAUGUCGGUGUGAGUCCGUACGCAAUUCACCGAACGGGAGUCUUCCGGGAUCCGUUUGCGUUUGUGCCGGAGCGUUGGCUGGAUGGAGAGCACACGCUAGGAACGGCUUUUCAUCCGUUUAGCGCGGGUGCAACGGGUUGUCCCGGCCGGCAGCUGGCGAUCAUGGAGCUUUCUUUGACUGUUGCGAGGUUACUUUGGAAGUUUGAUUUGUCAGUGGUAGGUGGCACGGGGACUGGGAUUGGUGACGUUGAGUAUCGGAUGAGGGACUUUUUUGUGGGUGAGGGUGUCGGGCCUAAGCUCCAGCUGGUUCUUUGUCCGCCGUAA
Penicillium atrosanguineum is the source of this 1290-nucleotide messenger RNA. RefSeq names its product cytochrome P450. NCBI's taxonomy places the organism in Eukaryota, Fungi, Ascomycota, Eurotiomycetes, Eurotiales, Aspergillaceae. The transcript has 3 exons. Gene Ontology annotation, molecular function: monooxygenase activity; iron ion binding; heme binding. Bases 1 to 1290 code for a protein of 429 amino acids. The record is from RefSeq and is a predicted model, not a curated record.